GUCUUUAUCUUCCUGAACAUGUAUUUACGCAUGGUCAACUCUACGUCACAUUCUCAAGAGCACAAUCCCUACAUAAAAUUAAAGUAUUAGUAAAAGAUGGUAACAUUCCCGGCAUACAAGGAGUUUUCACAC
This is a messenger RNA of Cetraspora pellucida, 132 nucleotides long. The record is from the annotation of a GenBank genome assembly. Lineage: Eukaryota; Fungi; Glomeromycota; Glomeromycetes; Diversisporales; Gigasporaceae.